Puntigrus tetrazona (Sumatra barb) is the source of this 1168-nucleotide messenger RNA. RefSeq lists its product as uncharacterized. Gene Ontology annotation, biological process: G protein-coupled receptor signaling pathway. NCBI's taxonomy places the organism in Eukaryota, Metazoa, Chordata, Actinopteri, Cypriniformes, Cyprinidae. Gene Ontology annotation, molecular function: G protein-coupled receptor activity. Gene Ontology annotation, cellular component: membrane. The record is from RefSeq and is a predicted model, not a curated record.
AUGGAAACGCGCCACGAUGUCCGGCAUAAACAACCUCUCCCUCCGCCAGCUGACCUGAACGUGACGGACCUACAGAGGACACUGGAGGCUCACCGCCCCAUUAAAAUCAGGAUCAUCUCGGUUUUGGGAGUGAUGAUAACUUUGGGAAACAUCGCCGUGGUGAUGGUCAUAGCUUCGGCGGUGUCGGGCUGGUCGAGAAAUCGGUACUUCCUCUUGUCGUUAACGGGAGCGGACUCUGCGUUCGCGCUGCUUAUCAUGCCGCUCAACUUGUGCGUGAGUUUCGCGAAGGAAUACAACAGGGGCCCGGACCCCUUCUGUCACGUCGUGGUUUUCAACGCCACCAUCUACUCCACCUGCAUGUACACCCUCGCGACCAUCAGCCUGGAAAGGUACAUAGCGGUGUUUACCCCCUGAAGUACUCCCCGCGUGCUGACCAGGAGGAGGGCGCUGCUUCUGAUCGCGUUCGCGUGGGGUUUCCCUCCCGUCCUCCUCGUCCCCAUCUCGUUCCGCGGAGUCAUCGAAGUGCACUUCUCCAGGGCCUCGCUCGUGUGCAACCCGCUGUACUCCAGCAACGUGUCUUAUCUGUCCCUGACGUGCUUCAUCUUCUUCCCGUGCUCGGCCGUCAUGACCUUCUGUAACCUCAGGCUGUGGAUAGCCGCGAAGACGAGGCUGAAGCUGAGGAGACGCAGCUGGGGGGGGUACAGGCCUAAAGUGGCCCUGCGCGUUUUAGUGCCGGUCAUGACCGUUUAUUACACCUGCUGGACGCCCUGCAUGGUCAUCAUGCUGUACAACGCGCAUCUCUGGCAGCGGUGUCCCGAAUGGAUCGAGUUUAUUGCCGUAGUGGUUACCGACCUCCAAUGGCUUCUCAACUGUAUCUUCUACUUCUGGAUCAACCACAGCUUCAGAAGGAAAUUCCAUUUGGUUCUCCAGAGACUGUGUCUAGGACUGUGUCGUUCUGGCGGCGAUUCGAGCCGCGUCAGCUCUGUGGAGUCCUCCGCGGUUCCGGAUGGAGCGUUAACGGUAUCCACUCUCCAUGAGCGGUUUUCUAGCGUGUCUUCCACUCGCGCUCUGCUCAUGCCGGCUCAAACCAACAUGCGUGAACCAGAGCCGGCUUGAGGUUCCUUUUAGCCCCGUGAUCCGAUGAAGUUUUAAAGCUCUGGUGAAGUUG